AUGACCAGCAAGGCCUUCCUGGACGUCGACAUCGACGGCGAGCUGGCGGCUUUCAAGCUCGGCCAGGCCUUCGUGGAGGCCAAUGACAUCAAGUACUCCUUGAGCUCCAAGGACGUCUUGGCACUCGGUGGCUCGGAGCUCUCACGGCUCCCGGAGCUUUUCGAGUCCGACUACGAGUGGAGCCAGAAGGGCAGAGCCCUGUUCAAGCCACCCCAGCAGCGCGUGGUCAUCGAGCUCUUCGACAAGGAGAGCCCGAUGGCCUGUGCCAACUUCAAGGCCUUCUGCACGGGAGAGAAGGGGAAGUCCAAGGAGUCUGGGAAGGAGAUGUGCUAUCGAAACGUCCCCUUCCACCGGGUCAUCAAGGGCUUCAUGAUGCAGGGGGGAGACUUCGUCACGGGCACCGGUGCCGGCGGAGAAAGCAUCUACGGCAAAAAGUUUAAGGACGAUGCUGGUGGCCUCAAGCUGAAGCACGACGCGCGAGGCAUCGUCUCCAUGUCCAACACGGGUAAGAACUCGAACACCUGCCAGUUCUUCAUCACCUUCGGUGAGCUGAAGCAGCUGAACGGAAAGCACGUCGUCAUCGGCCGUGUGGUGGAGGGCAUGGAGGUCAUUGACCGCACGGAGGUCGAAGCCGGCACCGAGAAAGAGGAUAAGCCUCAGCUCCCUGUGGUCAUCGUGGACUGCGGUCUCGUCUCCUGA
Molecule: messenger RNA, 699 nt
Organism: Symbiodinium sp. CCMP2592
Lineage: Eukaryota; Dinophyceae; Suessiales; Symbiodiniaceae
Source: the annotation of a GenBank genome assembly